AUGUCUGUAACAAUAAUCAAUGCUCUUCGGAGGCAAUGCGUCGGUCAGUUUCGGUUAUUGGUACUUCAGCGUCAAUCUGUAUUGUGUACCAGAGGAUUGCGAUACUCGCCGGCGAUUCUAUCGCAGAGUAAACACAUCAAAGAUGAUUUCAGCCUGCUGGAGGCUUCGAACAGCUCGGAGCACUUUGGAACACUUUCGCCGCAGGUGGACGAACCGGAAAUGCUCGAUGAAGGCGAUCUGCGGGAGGAAGAAUUCCUGCUAAACAAACCUACGCGAGACCAAAAACUCUCCGUCCGUCAGUAUGCGGACUUGAUAAAGGAUCACUUGAAAAACAAACGUAUCCGGGAGGCGCUCGAUGUGAUCGAAGUGCGGAUGAAACAGGACCGAGUAAAGCCCGUGAACUACCAUUUCAAUCUACUAAUUGGCGGGUGUGCUCGCGUCGGCUACAGCAAGAAAGCCUUCCAGCUGUACAAUAAGAUGAAGCAGCACGGUCUGAAAGUGACCGGAGGAACGUAUACAUCUCUGUUCAAUGCGUGCGCUAAUUCUCCCUUUCUGGGAGAUGGAAUAACACGUGCAAACCACCUGCGGGAGAUCAUGCUAGAGAAGGGAUACGAACCAAACGAAUCUAACUACAACGCCAUGAUCAAAGCGUACGGUCGAUGUGGAGAACUGAAGACGGCUUUCCAGCUUGUAGACGAAAUGGUCGCCCGCCGAUUGCGUGUCGGAACGGAUACGUUCAACUUUCUGCUACAAGCUUGCAUCAGCGACCGAGAGCUUGGCUUCCGACAUGCGCUGCUUGUAUGGCACAGAAUGCAUCGGAUGAAGGUCCGUCCUGAUCGGUAUUCGUUCAAUUUGCUGCUUCGUUGCGUACGCGAUUGCCAGCUGGGAGACCUGGAAACGAUGGAGCAAGUAAUCGAACAAAUUCUCUCAAAUAGUAUUGAAGGCCACGGUCAGCAGCAGUUAAUCACUGGGAAGGAGGAAGACAUUUCUCCUGCAAUCCAAGAUGAUCAUGGGGAGGAGCAUUUAUCGAAACAAAUUGCACCCGUUGCUAACGAACUGCAAGAGCGACUUACUCACGAAGGUGUCCCGGAUUUGCUGUCUGCCAAACCGCAUCUGGGAAGUUUAGUAAAGUUGGGAGAGGUACGCAAACCCGAAGAUCGUUUAUUGCUUCUUGGUGGCUCAUCGAAUGUGUUCGCUGAGAUGGCAAAAUGUGGAGUGGAACCGGACAUACGCACCGUUACCGAGAUGCUCGACGUGAUUCCUCCGACGUACACAGCGGAAAAGCAUCUGCUGACCACGAUUAAACAACUGAAGCUGCGAUGCGAUAUCGAUUUUUUCAAUAUUCUCAUCAAAAAGCGCUCGAUGCGGUUCGAUUACGAAGGAGCCAAGGAUGUGCUGUACAUGAUCGAGGCAGCAAAUUUAGAACCCGACAUUGUGACUUACGGUGUUUUGGCUCUCGGUUGUCAGACGCAGGAGGAGGCGCGAUCUCUACUGAAAAUGAUGCAAGACGCCAACGUGCACAUGAAUAUACAGAUUUUGGGUGCAAUGUUACGACAAGGCUGCAUCAAGAACAACUUUCGCUAUGUCACGGAGGUUCUCAACAUUGUCAAGAACGAGCGGUUGAAGCCGAACGAGCAGUUCCUGCGACACCUGGAGGACUUCAGCAAAGUGUGUGAAAAACGAGACCGCGAGUACGACGCCAAGCCGCGCAAAAAGGGCCGAGAAGAGUUCAAGAUGGAGUACAACCGGUAUCGAAUGCAGCUGGACGCGUGGCGAGAACACAUGGGACUGCAUGGGCUAGCUUUGGAUCAAGCGUUAGGUAUCGUACGCGAACACCCCUGGGAGCAGUUCAAGCAAAGGCAGGAGGAUGGCUUCGAAGCGGUUAAAAAUCCAAAGCUUCGUCACAAACGAAAGAAGCAACACUUUAUUCGAAAGGUUGACUUGGACGCUAUUGACGACGAUGAAGAAGAUCAAAAUGAUGGCAAUAAUAUGAAGGAAGUUAGAUCGCUUCGAUGAAAACCAAAACAGUAGUAAUA
Messenger RNA from Anopheles nili, 2036 nucleotides. Its product is annotated as pentatricopeptide repeat-containing protein 1, mitochondrial. Gene Ontology annotation, molecular function: protein binding. The record is from RefSeq and is a predicted model, not a curated record. Lineage: Eukaryota; Metazoa; Arthropoda; Insecta; Diptera; Culicidae. The transcript is spliced from 2 exons. Bases 1 to 2016 code for a protein of 671 amino acids.